Lasiosphaeria miniovina is the source of this 1380-nucleotide messenger RNA. RefSeq lists its product as uncharacterized. Bases 1 to 1380 code for a protein of 459 amino acids. The transcript is spliced from 2 exons. NCBI's taxonomy places the organism in Eukaryota, Fungi, Ascomycota, Sordariomycetes, Sordariales, Lasiosphaeriaceae. The record is from RefSeq and is a predicted model, not a curated record.
AUGGAACGCGACUCUCGACGGGACCGAAGCCAGUGGCGGGGGUGCCACACCUUCAAAGACAUCAUCUGCGACGGUGACACUGGCAGCAUCCCAAAACGAAACGGCGGUCUCAAAAUGGGCAGCACGUACUACUACUAUUAUGAGCUAGAUGGGGCUUCCGAGACACACGACCCGGCUCUGCCUUCCACCAGCACCUGCCCUUAUCUCCCUGGCCAGACGGUCAACACGCUCUGGGUCCCCGUCGAGCAGUCCACCCGGACUCGCAGCGCCUCGCUCAACUCGAUGAGCGACGACGACUACAAGACCAUGAACCCAGCCGACAAGUUCGUCUCCCCCCGCCCCGCCCCGCCAGUGCCCUCGCCAGAAAUGCCCUCGCCUCGCCGCGUAGGGAGUGCGCCCUUGCGUCUCCAGCAACAGCACAAGCGCUCGGCAAGAUCCCUCUCGCCGGGUUCUAACUGGACCUUCUCCCCGCGGAAGCUGUUCAGCCGCAAAGCCAGUUCCUCGUCUCUGAAGGAUGCCAUUCAGCCCCCCGCUGUGGCUGAAGACGCACGGAGCUUCAGGUCGUCCGACGGCAGCCGCUCUCGGGACAUCUCGCCCGAGUCCUUGCGCAAGUUCCUGGUCGAAGACGUGCCCCUUGACGAGGAGUCAAAGGAAUCGUCUGCAGCUCCAGUCAGCAAUGACUGGUCUGCCAUCGCCAUACCCGAGGACAUUGUCGAGGAGAACGAGGACGACGACAACUUUGCCACCUCUGCCGUGUCCGAGUCGAUGGCCUUCACCGGGCUAUCGCCUCCUCCGUCCCAGCAGAGAUCUCCCUCUCCCCAGCCAAGGCUGACGACAGACCACCAUACCGACGGGACACCUGCCGCCUCAAUACGACACGCUCCCCAGGUACCCCCGCCGCAGCUGCAAAUCCAGCAACCGCAGUCGCGCUUCUCCGUGUCCGACUCCAGCUUCUACACAAACGACUCCCCCCAGUCGCCAGACUCCAACUCGCUCCCCUCCUUCUACCAUUCCGAAGAGGACGACAACGACGACGAAGACGACGACGAUGAGGAAGAAGUGGUCGACGAGCAAGCCGAAGCCACCGCCCCGCGCAAAACCUCCAGCGCCUUCGCGAGGAGCCUGACGGCCUCUUUCUCAACCUACAGCCUCCCGCCGCAGGAAGAGAUGGCCGGCGCCAAAGCACACUCCGCCGCCGUCGUGGGUGGCUCUUCCCCGGCUAUCCUCACAACAGCGACGGCGACUAAAACCUCGGCCGCCUCCGUCCUCGCUAACAGCACCAUCCCCAACGCCGGUCUCGACGACCUCGUCAGCGAGCUGGGCUGGAUUGCCGAUAUCAUUCGUGACGGCGGCAGCGGCGGCGUCGCCAAAGGCAUCUGA